AUGUCGUUGACACUCACCUUGCCAGCACGUCUGGCCGUCAAACCAGGGCGCACUCGGCAGGUGUUCGAAUCUCGUGGGUUGCAGAGGCGACGAGGCCCAUCUGAUCGAUGCCAAUAUGCCGCACGCCGGUGUCUCGCAACGCAGACGAAACGCUCCGCGAACAAUCAUCCCUUGGCUUACACCUGGCUGACACGCAACCCUGAAGAGAUUACUCCAGAUGACGUUAUUUCAAGCCUCCCCUCUCUUUCGAGCUCGCGACUAGAAUCAAACCCGAUUUCUGUCAUCCUUGUCACGCCCAGCUUUGCAUCAUGGAUCGAUCCAUCCCACACUUUCCUCGAGCAAUGGGUCAACCGCUUGUACCAGAAUCUACCUUCCGGAGAACCCCACAGCUCUGCGCAUGCCUUUGUAGCAAUCGUCGAUAAACUACCCGGUACCAGUUGCAAGUCAAAUAAUGCGCCAAAGGAGGAGGAUGUCCAGGAGUACGAGGGCAUAUCGGUUCUGUUAUCAAAAGCAGAGAACAUACAAGGAAAAGUCGCCGCGCCACGUCGACUCCGAGCUACGGACGCUCCGGAAGCAGCUCUUGUAUUCUCGGUCCAAACGAAUACCUCCCACGCCGCCAGUGAAGCCCUCCGUCGGCCUAUUCAUGAAGUUGGCUUACGUCUCGCCAACACUAUAUUUCUCAAUGGCAAGGAAAACACCCUUUUUGGAACACGUUGGGCCUACGAUGCUUCCUCGUCCAGUUAUAGUCUGGACCAGGCCGUCGACUUAUCUCGCUGUUCGAUUACAUCAGAUACGGAAUCCAUCCACAGCUCCCUCGGUCUCCCGCUAUAUCCGGUCGGCCGGCGAAGAAAGGUUGUAACCAGCAUGGGGAAUAUUCUGCGCCAGAUCACAAAGCAUGCCGAUGGUCAAUCGAUGGAUCCGAUGCCAGCGUCGGCUGAGCUGGAAAAAGAGCUUCCUCGCUAUAUUGAAGAUCAUGAUAUUCUCGAUCAGAGGGUAUCGGUAUGGGCUCUCAUUGAAAGCCCCGACAAGAAUGGUGCAGACAGAACCCCAGACGAUCUUAUUGAGGCAAUUCAGGCGGGUGGUAAACUACACCAUGUCAUGAGCGGCGGUGGUGGAUGGGGCAAAAAGCAAGGCCUCUUGUCGCUGGACCCUGAAAUCAGCUUCUUGGUGCCAUCGGACGACGGGGAGCCUGUGGGUCUGAACGGGCUCUUUUCUCCCCAGGCCGAGGGCUCGCUGCCAAAUCGAUUGCCAUCCCUCGACCAACGAGUCGUCAUCGAUGAUCUAUCAUCUCUAUCACAGGUUGCCCGUGCGGGAGACUAUAUUCAAUUCUUUGUUUCAGUCAACCCUGAAGAUAACCAGAGCGGACUGAAGCCGUCGCUGGUUCCAGAAGAAGCUCUUUCGUAUCAAUUCGGUGUCGUCACCGAUUCUGAAAGCAUCUUGCCACCAUCGAACACUUCUUCGGGGCAAAAGUGCUUACUUCAUGUGCCGAAUCAUUUCGGGGCACUGUCAGAGAAGGCUGUCACUUAUCUGCAGCCCAUCACCCCAGCCAGUUCGGAUGGAGAGGUCCUCGAAACUGGCACCAAGCUCAAUAUGCCUGGGGCUCGGGUCACGCUUGUGCUUGAGUAA
Messenger RNA from Aspergillus melleus, 1626 nucleotides. RefSeq lists its product as uncharacterized. The coding region runs from base 1 to 1626 and encodes 541 amino acids. The record is from RefSeq and is a predicted model, not a curated record. The transcript is spliced from 2 exons. NCBI's taxonomy places the organism in Eukaryota, Fungi, Ascomycota, Eurotiomycetes, Eurotiales, Aspergillaceae.